GGUUUUCUUUUCCAUGCAACAGUGGAUUUGGAUCUGAUUGAUCUGUCUCUGUCUCUUUCUCCACAUAGUUCUUCUAUUUGGACUUUUGUUACUUGCUGGCUCUGCCCAGUUCACCGAAGCUCCCAUAUUCUCCACUGCUCUCUACACUCUCUUCCACAAUGAAACAGUUACCUCCUUUCACUUUUCUUCUCAAAACCAACUCCUAAAGAAAACUCAGAACAAUGAUAGCUCUGAUUGAUCUUAGUUGGUCAGAGAGAUGGUGUUUUGAAUUCUGAUCUGGGUUUCUAUGUGACAAAAACUCCAUCCUCAGAGUGUGAAUUCUGUACUCUUUUUAGUCUUUUUAAAGGCUGGGAUUCCAUGUCUCUAUGGGGAACAGAAUUGAGAUAUUGAUAACUCUGUAAUUCUAAAUAUUAGUCUUGAAGGAUUGAUUUUACUUUUUCGUUUGGGAAAGUAUGAUAUCGUCGGGGAUAAAUUUGGUGAUGACGGUGAUAGGGUUUGCGGUGAGCAUUAUGUUCAUCGUGUUCGUGUGCACGCGCCUUGUUUGCGCUCGAUUUCAGUUGAAUACUUCCAGGCGCUCCUUUUCCUUUCCUAUCGCUUCCAGUAUUCUUGAUCGGGCCUCAAAUGGUCUUGAACCCGUAGUUGUCGCAAAGUUUCCAAUAAAGAAGUAUACCGAUGAUUCUUUCUUGACUGCAGAAGAUGCUCAGUGCCCAAUUUGCCUUGCAGAAUUCCUUGGUGAAGAUAUGUUGCGCAUCCUCCCCUACUGUGGGCACUCCUUCCAUGUGACCUGUAUAGACAAAUGGCUGCAGCAACAUACAACCUGUCCUGUUUGCCGGAUAACAUUGCGUGAACAUCCUGACUGCAAGCACGCAGUGCGACCCAUGUUCAGUUCGGCUUUUCAAUCUCACUACAAUGUGGAGUCCUUUGACACUGAUUCUCAUAACUGUAUAGAGACUGGUACUGGGUUUCCAGUGAGAACCCAUGGCAACCGUGGGAUGAACCCCAUUCAAGAGGAUCAUUUUGCACUCGAGGUUGAUAGAUCAGAAGCUGGGGUGAGUGUCUUCCCUUUGAGUGAGGGUAAUGAGAGAAUGAAAGACUCGGGAACCAAGCUUGUAGAAAGCCCAUCAAACCCCUAAAUUUGUCGAUUUCUGGGAACCUAAGCUGCAUUCACCAUGACUUCUUAGUCAGAGAAUCAGAGUUGGUAUGUCUGAAGACUUUGAAUUGAAUCCAUUGUGACUGUAAUCUAGGAAGUCGAUCAUUUUCUCUUUCUUCUCUUGUGGCUUACUGUAUAUAUCGCAAAAAUAAUAAUUUGUUAUUGGCAGUUUUGUAAGUUCAUUUGUAUAACUAGAAUUUAGUUCAAGGUU
Molecule: messenger RNA, 1361 nt
Organism: Juglans microcarpa x Juglans regia
Lineage: Eukaryota; Viridiplantae; Streptophyta; Magnoliopsida; Fagales; Juglandaceae
Product: RING-H2 finger protein ATL8-like
Exons: 3
Coding region: 453-1133 (226 amino acids)
Source: RefSeq, a predicted model, not a curated record